Pistacia vera is the source of this 1615-nucleotide messenger RNA. Its product is annotated as ethylene-responsive transcription factor RAP2-12-like. Gene Ontology annotation, biological process: ethylene-activated signaling pathway; regulation of DNA-templated transcription. Gene Ontology annotation, molecular function: DNA-binding transcription factor activity; DNA binding. The record is from RefSeq and is a predicted model, not a curated record. The transcript is spliced from 3 exons. Lineage: Eukaryota; Viridiplantae; Streptophyta; Magnoliopsida; Sapindales; Anacardiaceae. The coding region runs from base 116 to 1312 and encodes 398 amino acids.
ACCAACCCAUAAACCCCCAUUUUACUCAAAACAAAUACUCUCUGAAGAAAUCUCAUUUCAGCACUUUUACUUUCAAUCUUUUCAUUUAAACCCUUUGAGAUAAGCAGACGGAACCAUGUGUGGCGGUGCUAUCAUUUCAGGUUUCAUCCCGCCGACUACCAACGUUCGGUCACGGCGGCUGACGGCUGAGUAUCUUUGGCCGGAGCUGAAGCGAUCAGGAAAUAAGAAGUACUCAAAGCCGCUUGUUGACGAUGACUUCGAGGCUGACUUUCAAGGCUUCAAAGACGAGGAAGAAGAGUCUGAGGUCGAUGAAGAUGAUGACGUGGACGUAGAUAUGGACUUGUUGGCUGAUGUUAAACCUUUCACUUUCUCAGCUCAUCCUCCUGUUCCUCCUCCAAAAUCUCGUGGAUCUGCAGCUGUAAAAUCAGCGGAGUUGAAUAAGCCAACCAAAAGAUCUGCAGAAAGAAAGAGAAAGAAUCAGUACCGUGGAAUCCGGCAACGCCCAUGGGGUAAAUGGGCUGCUGAGAUCCGUGAUCCCAGGAAAGGGGUUCGUGUCUGGCUGGGAACUUUCAACACUGCUGAAGAAGCUGCCAGAGCUUAUGAUGCUGAGGCACGGAGGAUUCGUGGAAAGAAAGCUAAGGUGAACUUUCCUGAUGAAACUCCCCGUGCUUCUCCAAAGCGUUCAGCUAAGAGUAACUCUCUGAAAUCAGUUCCCAAGGAGAACCUAAGUCAUGUUCAGUCAAAUUUGAAUCAGAAUUUCAAUUACUUGAACAACCCAGAUCAGGACUACUACAACUCUGUGGGUUUUGUGGAGGAGAAGCCACCAGUCAGUCAGUAUGGUUUUGUGGAUCCGAUUCCAGCAAAUGAAGACCUUGGUUUCGGGUCCUUUGCACCAGCAACUGAUAAUACCAAUGUUUACUUCAGUUCUGACCAAGGAAGUAACUCCUUUGAUUGUUCUGACUUUGGCUGGGGAGAGCAGGGAGCAAAAACUCCUGAAAUCUCAUCUGUUUUGGCAGGCACACCUGAAGUUGAUGAAUCUCAGUUUGUUGAGGAGGUUGCUAAUCCAACGAAGAAGCUGAAGUCAAACUCUGAGAAUGUGGUACCUGUUGAAGAUAAUAAUGCUAAGUCACUUUCAGACGAGCUCUUGGCUUUUGACAAUCAGAUGAAGUACUUUCAGAUGCCGUAUCUUGAUGGAAGCUGGGAUGCUUCACUUGAUGCCUUCCUGAAUGGUGAUAAUGCUCAGUAUGGUGGAAACCAAGUGAACCUUUGGACCUUUGAUGACAUCCCCAGCAUGUCUGGGGGAGUUUACUGAGCAAACUUUCCCUUGCUUGCUAGUUUUGUAAAUAAAGCUACAUGUUACUUGCAGGAAUGGUUGUCAACUUUGAUGAAGAUGCAGUACAAACUGAUGAACAUGCUUAAGCCAUAUUUGGAGAGUGUUUCUCAGGAGCUUUUAGUAUAAUGGCAGUAUAUAGGUAUUUAGGUUCCUUUCAACAUUUUGAGACAUUGAAACUGUGAGAUUUUAAAAUUUGGUGACUGUAUGAAUGGUUAUGUGUGAUUUGUGAUGAAAUACUGAAACCAGAUGAAUUUCAACUUUGCUCUAUUUUUUUGUUUGUCA